Messenger RNA from Tremella mesenterica DSM 1558, 363 nucleotides. RefSeq lists its product as uncharacterized. The record is from RefSeq and is a predicted model, not a curated record. Lineage: Eukaryota; Fungi; Basidiomycota; Tremellomycetes; Tremellales; Tremellaceae. The transcript is spliced from 3 exons. Bases 1 to 363 code for a protein of 120 amino acids.
AUGUACCUCUGCAAGCUGCAGAUCAGAGGUGGGUGUGUUCAUGAGCAGCUUGCUGAAGGUCUUGGAUCUCUCCUGGGGAAAGGAGCGCAGGCUGAAAGAUAUAUGUCGAUUCACACCAUACCGUCUUCAGGUUUGGAACGAAACGACCUUUACGCAGGGAGAACUAUUGAUUUCCCACCACCACCACUCCCUCGAUUGUUCGGCACCCUUUCUCCCUUUGCUCUCCGACCGAUAUUCAGAACUUUCAACCCGUACAGUGGUCCCAAUGUCAGAAACGGAUCUCUAAUAUUCAAAACUUUCAGCCCGUACAGUGGUCCCAAUGUCAGAAUCCAAGAAAAGGUAAAUACGACCCUGUCCUCCUGA